GUGUUACAAGUAGCACCGAAUGCUCCUGUGGCCGUAACCAUUUUACAUGUGCUGUCAGCGCUUUUGGUGAAUGUACAUGCAUCCCUGCUCAGUGGCAAUGUGAUGGAGACAAUGACUGUGGGGACCACAGUGAUGAAGAUGGCUGCAUGCUGCCCACUUGCUCCCCCUUGGACUUCCACUGUGACAAUGGGAAGUGUAUCCGCCGGUCCUGGGUCUGCGAUGGAGACAACGACUGUGAGGAUGAUUCUGAUGAACAGGACUGCCCUCCACGGGAGUGUGAGGAAGAUGAGUUCUCAUGUCAGAAUGGAUACUGCAUCCGCAGCCUGUGGCACUGCGAUGGUGACAACGACUGCGGUGACAACAGCGAUGAGCAGUGCGAUAUGAGAAAGUGUUCGGAGAAGGAGUUCCGUUGCAGUGACGGUAGCUGCAUAGCCGAGCACUGGUUCUGUGAUGGUGACACAGACUGCAAGGAUGGCUCGGAUGAAGAGAAUUGCCCAUCAGAUGUUCCAGCUGCCACCUGCAGCUUGGAGGAGUUCCAGUGUGCGUAUGGACGCUGCAUAUUGGACAUCUACCACUGUGAUGGCGACGAUGACUGUGGGGACUGGUCUGAUGAAUCUGACUGCUCAUCUCACCAGCCUUGUCGCUCUGGAGAGUUCAUGUGCAACAGUGGCCUGUGCAUUAACGCUGGCUGGAGGUGUGAUGGAGACUUCGACUGUGAUGACCAGUCAGAUGAGAGGAACUGCACUACAUCUAUGUGCACAGCUGAUCAGUUCCGCUGUAAGUCAGGGCGCUGUGUCCGUCUGUCCUGGCGUUGUGAUGGGGAAGAUGACUGCUCUGACAACAGUGAUGAGGAGAACUGUGAGAACACAGGGACCCCUCAGUGUGCCCCAGACCAGUUCCUGUGUGGGAAUGGGCGUUGUAUUGGCCAGCGGAAGCUGUGCAAUGGAGCAAAUGAUUGUGGAGACGGCAGUGAUGAGAACCCGCAUCAAAACUGCCGUCCACGAACAGGGGAGGAGAACUGCAAUGUGAACAAUGGUGGCUGUGCUCAGAAGUGCCAGAUGGUACGAGGGAUGGUGCAGUGCACCUGCCACACAGGUUAUAGGCUUCUGGAAGAUGGCCGAUCAUGCCAAGAUGUGAAUGAAUGUGCUGAGGAAGGUUACUGCAGCCAAGGCUGUACCAACAGUGAAGGAGGCUUCCAGUGCUGGUGUGAGCAAGGCUAUGAACUGAGACCUGACAAGCGUAGCUGCAAAGCUCUAG
This is a messenger RNA of Leptosomus discolor (cuckoo roller), 1257 nucleotides long. The record is from RefSeq and is a predicted model, not a curated record. Lineage: Eukaryota; Metazoa; Chordata; Aves; Leptosomiformes; Leptosomidae.